This is a messenger RNA of Hyposmocoma kahamanoa, 860 nucleotides long. RefSeq lists its product as uncharacterized. The transcript has 4 exons. The record is from RefSeq and is a predicted model, not a curated record. NCBI's taxonomy places the organism in Eukaryota, Metazoa, Arthropoda, Insecta, Lepidoptera, Cosmopterigidae. Bases 1 to 750 code for a protein of 249 amino acids.
AUGACUGAAGCAAAAGUUGGUUUUCUCUGCAAAGCUGCCUCGACACUGCAACACUCUGAAAAUCGUAGCCUUACGUUGCUACGAAGCUAUUACUUGAUGCGAUGUAAGGAGACGACUAGAGGAUUUGGGCUCCCCGAAAAGCAGUUUUCAUCAAAAGUACGGUGUGCAAAUUGCUGUAUUGAAUGGAAGAAAGGGACUAAUGUUACAGUUAAACCAAUAAAACUGACCAAAAAGCAAAGGAGGAGAAUAAGAUCUAGGAAAGUUAGUAAAAUAAACAAGGAUUGUGUAAAAAGCAAGCUGGAACUUUUGAAUAGCAAUGAAAUGGAACAAAUCUGCAUUCUCUGCAAACACAGCACAGUUACCCCAAUACCAAAAGCGGAAAAGUUUAUAGAAACUUCUACAAAGGAUAACACAAUUAGUGAAAAGAAGAAUGUAAAGGAAAUUAAUAAAAAUAUGAAUAAAAGCCCUGCUAAUGUGAAGAAACUUCAAGCAGUAAAGAAAAAAGAUAAUGUAAUCAAGAAACCAGAAGUCAAUGUUUACAGUGCCACAGAAGAAAUAUUUUUAUUAAAUAAUAAAAAGAACAUAAUUACUAAAGCACAAAAAGAUGCACCAAAAGUAAUUAAAAAUAAUAAAAAGAAAAAAGAUAAAUUUGCAGGUCUUUGUCAAAAAGCUGUUUUGUCUAUGGCUAAAUUGAAAGAAAUGAAGGAUAAACAAAAUAAAUUGAAUUUAUUUCUCAAACCAUCACCUUGAAAAAUAUUUUUUUAUACUCAUAAAGUAAUUGUUAUAAGUGUUUGUAAACACCGUAUAUUAGUUUUUGUGCUUUUUAAAAGGAAUAAACACAGCAGUGUUGUUACAAAGUU